Anopheles arabiensis is the source of this 989-nucleotide messenger RNA. RefSeq lists its product as uncharacterized. Bases 106 to 690 code for a protein of 194 amino acids. The record is from RefSeq and is a predicted model, not a curated record. The transcript is spliced from 2 exons. Lineage: Eukaryota; Metazoa; Arthropoda; Insecta; Diptera; Culicidae.
GUUUUGGUAAAUUUAUAUUUUUGCAGCGAAGUUUUUGUGACCGAAACGCUUAAAACCCGCCAGCGGAGUAAGGGAAUUUUCCAGUAAAGAGAAACGAUUUGGAACAUGCAGAACAAACUGUUCUCCGUUUCGGUGAUCGCACUGGGCUUGUUGGGUUGGUAUGUGACCGUAUCCAGCCAGGCGCAGACGUUCAAGUACUUCAAGAUGGAUCGCAUCGCAAACUGUGAGCCGAUGGAUCAAUUCCCCGUCGUAAUGCUGCCGAACUUCACGGUCAGUGUUAAUCCCAAUGAGAACUAUUUCAACUGCACGCUUCACAUCAAGGAAGAAAUCGAGGGUCCUCUGCAGUACAAGGCUAGCAUUAAGCGCUGUGAGAUGGACCUGUCCAAGUGUGAAUACUUCAACACGAUCGAGACGAACGAACUGUGCGAUCAGUUUGAGGAUGAAGGAUUUAAGGACCGAUUUCUGAACAGCAUCUCGCAGCCCCUGUCAUGCCCGACCAAGCCGGGAUAUUAUCAGUUCACCAACACAAAGUGGGACCUCUCGCCGGUCGUGAAUCUGCCGGGCACUGCGUACCGCUGGAAUAUUGCCACGCACGUGACGCAGCUAGCGACGGGACGCCUUAUUUACUGCCAGGAAAUUAUGGCACGCAUUGUGGUGAUUCGUAAGAAGAGCAACAGAGUUAAGCAGUAGAGUGUUUUGAUUUGUAUCAUUUUUGUAUCGGUAGUUAUUAUGCACACAAAUAAACAAAAAACGGGAAUUACUAAUCGCAAUCAUUUGAAAAGAUCCUAUACUAAUUUACAUUUCUCCUUAAAGUUUGAAUUUUGAAAAACAAGAUCACUACAAAAUAUGGUGAAGAUUGUGUGAUCUAUUAGGAUUUAUACACCCAAGUAUGUUUUAUAAGGCUGAAUUGAGCACGAGAAAACCUGUAAACAGUGGGAUUCUAUGUGUGUUGGGGAAGUCUCCAAUCAAGGUCAUAUUGAGUGACUCGA